CUUUGCUAAAAACCCUGAAAGAGAAGCUCAAUCUCCGCUCGUCUCUCGGUCUUAAGCCCUAAAAAUUCAUCAUCUUGUUGUCACGGGAGGAGGAAGGCGAAUUUGAUCGACGAGCUCCGUCCCUGAUGCGAUUCGGAAUUUUCUGGGAAAGGUUUUAUCUCUGAUCUUUCGUCCUUUUUGAGCGCCUUGCCAGUAAGAGAGAGAGAUGUUUCCAAGCUUUAAUCCGCUGUCUCAGUCUCAUCUGGGCAACCGAGUCCAGAGCAACGGCGCUGUGCCCCAGCAGCAGGUCGUUUCGCCGAACCCUUUUGCCGGUAACCCUUGUAAUGUGUUGCCGACCCCCGUGCAGCUUCAGUCUCACAUGGGGAUUCUUCCUCAGUCUUCCAUUCCCGGUUAUGGUCUCAUGAAUUACAUGAACAAUGGGCAAGCUGUGAGCAUGAUUCUGCCUGGUUUGGCAGCUUCCGGUAUCGUGAACGGGCCUAAUCAACUGCUGCCUUUGCAAAAUCAUCAGAUUGCUACGCAACAACUCGGCCAGUUUCGGAAUAUGGCGCCGAAUGUGAACCAAGUGAAUCUGUCUCAGCUGCCUGGGCAGAUGCUUGCGCAGAACUUGCCUCAACAACUCAAUCAAAACAUGGGUUUGCAGAAUUUGCUCCUAUGUUUGCCAAAUGUGAUGGCGAAUGUUAAUCAACUUUCGAUCGCGCAACAGUUAAAUCCUUCUCAGCUUCCUUCUUUUAAUGGUUUCCCGGGUUCCAAUCAAGGAGCUCGGGCCUUACGUCCCCAAAAUCCUUUCUCUUUGGCCGAUACACAAGGUGGUUGUGAUCACCAGCUUAAUCAAAAUCAGCAAAACGUAAGAUCUCCUGUCAUGGGUCCAAAUGUAUUGAGAUCAUUGUCCACUGCAAGUCAGCAACAGCCGCAAAGCCAUCUCAUGCCAGAUAAUGUUCAUCCAAAUCAUUCAGAGAGGUCUCCGAACUUGCCAGGUCCUGUAUGCCGUGGACAACAGGAAAAUCCCAAUUAUAGAGUUGGCAUCAAGACUUCAAAUCCAAACUUUAGAAAUUCUCCAAGAAAGGACUUUGGUCGGAAGACAGGCCGGAUGGCUUCUCAAAGGGGAUCUCAUAGGCCUCAAUUCCAUGACAUGAACGAUAGGAAGAGGAAAUUUGAGUUUGCUAAUGGACAUAGAGGCAAAGCAGGGAUAAGCAGCCAUAUGGAGGGAAAGUUUGGACAACUUCACCCAGCGAAUCCACCUAAGGAACAGAAGAGAGCUCUUUCAAUAACCUAUACAGAACAAGAAAUCCAGCAGUGGUGUGAAGAGCGGAGGAGGAACUACCCUUCAAAAGCCAAAAUGGAGAAGCAGAAACUGACAGAUUCCAGAAAAAACGAAUUGGAUAUCAAAAUUCGGCAGGAGCAACUCAAGAAGAUAUUGGUGCAGCAAGCUGAAUUGGGAGUUGAAAUUGCUGAAAUACCAUCGCACUACCUGUCGGACACGCGGAAGAAAGAUGAGUCACCGGAAGAGAACAGUAGGCCAUGGAAUAAGAAGGAUAGGUUUCAAAAGAAUCGUGACAAAAGAGGACACCAUAAUAGAAGGGACCGGUUCAACAAGAAGCAGAGAUUGGAGGCCACAAGUUCAACAGAUCCCCCUUCUUUAAACAAGAACAGGACAACACUCCUGCAGAAGCUCUUACAUAAAGAUAUAAGGAGAGACAACAGCCGCCUGUUUCAGGUUUUCCAUUUUAUGGUAACAAACUCCUUCUUUAAGCAUUGGCCUGAGCAAUCUCUGAAAUUUCCGAAGGUAGUGGUUAAUGAGAACGGGUGCGGGAGUGAAGUGCUAGAAGAUAAGUCUCAAAUUUUCCCAACCGAAGGCAAUGGAGCCUGUCAAGAUUGUCAUGCUGGAAAUUCUGAUGGCGGAGGUGAUGAAUCCACCGAUGAUGAGAAUGAAGAUGUUCAUCAUUCUCAUGUUGAAAAAAGUUUUCAUGGGAAGAGAGAUGGUUUACCAGAUAAAGAAGAGGGAGAAAUCAUUGACUAAACGUGUUCUCUUCUCUUCGCCCGACCCAAAAAAAAAAAACGUGUUCUCUUCUAUGCAUACAGUAAGAUUGCGGGGUUUGUAUUUAAAUCGUAUGAGUUGGAAUGUGUAUUGUUUUUGUUUUAUAAGCUUCUUGUUUUAACAAUUUCACCGAUGCAUAUUGCCAAGAAAUCAUCUCGACGUUGCUCGUUUCGAACUAAA
Messenger RNA from Syzygium oleosum, 2215 nucleotides. RefSeq lists its product as uncharacterized. Lineage: Eukaryota; Viridiplantae; Streptophyta; Magnoliopsida; Myrtales; Myrtaceae. Gene Ontology annotation, biological process: box C/D snoRNP assembly. Gene Ontology annotation, molecular function: RNA binding. Gene Ontology annotation, cellular component: nucleus. The record is from RefSeq and is a predicted model, not a curated record. The transcript is spliced from 8 exons. The coding region runs from base 206 to 2017 and encodes 603 amino acids.